This is a messenger RNA of Nyctereutes procyonoides (raccoon dog), 1041 nucleotides long. It is a transcript of the gene ETV2, whose product is annotated as ETS variant transcription factor 2. The transcript has 6 exons. The record is from RefSeq and is a predicted model, not a curated record. Gene Ontology annotation, cellular component: nucleus. Lineage: Eukaryota; Metazoa; Chordata; Mammalia; Carnivora; Canidae. Bases 1 to 1041 code for a protein of 346 amino acids. Gene Ontology annotation, biological process: cell differentiation; regulation of transcription by RNA polymerase II. Gene Ontology annotation, molecular function: sequence-specific DNA binding; DNA-binding transcription factor activity, RNA polymerase II-specific.
AUGGACUUGUGGAACUGGGAUGAAGCGUCUCCGCAGGAAGUGCCCCCAGGGAACAGGCUGUCAGGGCUGGACGGAGCUGAACUCGGCUUCUAUUUCCCCGAACUGGUGCUCCCAGGGGACGCGCUGACAGCGGAGCCCCGCUGGAAAGGCUCGCUCUUCUCCCUCGCAGGGCUCCCCCCGCCGGACUGGGGCUCCGCGUUACCGCACCCAGAAGCUCCGUGGGGAGCGGAGCCCGCCCCUCAGGAUCUUCCGUGGUCGGGAGACUGGACAGACCCGGCGUGCACUGGCUUGGACCCCUGGAGCCGCGUCUCCCAGGCCCUGGGCCCCGCCCCUCCCGGCCUGGGUCCCGCCCCCUGCGCUGCGGCGGCGGGGGCUGCGGGGGCUGCGGGGACUGCGGGCCAGAACUGUGCCACCUCCGCGGGAGGGACCCACCCGUGGUCCUGCGCCCAGGCGGCGGCCGGCUCCACCAACUGGGACUGUUCUAUUGGCCUCGACGGCCCCACCUACUGGGGCAAGGAACUCCCCGGGGGGCCCAGCGCGGACUCUACCAUUUCGUGGGGUGGGCCUGCGGGCUCAGACUGCACCACGUCCUGGGGCUGGGGGCUGCAGGCGGACUGCACCACCUCUUCAGAGGGGUACCAGACUUCAGAUCUCCCCUCGUCCUCCGAACCCAGCCAGCAGUCGGACCGCGUAACCUUGGCUUGUUACCCCAAAAGUAACCACCGAGGUCCCAUUCAGCUGUGGCAGUUCCUCCUGGAGCUGCUCCGAGACGGGCAGCGUAGCAACUGCAUCCGCUGGACCGGCAACAGCCGCGAGUUCCAGCUGUGUGACCCCAGAGAGGUGGCGCGGCUGUGGGGCGAGCGCAAGAGGAAGCCCGGCAUGAACUACGAGAAACUGAGCCGAGGUCUACGCUACUACUACCGCCGCGACAUCGUGCGCAAGAGCGGUGGGCGCAAGUACACGUACCGUUUUGGGGGCCGCGUGCCCGGCCUGGCCUGUCUGGACUGCGCGGGGGGUGGACCGGGAGGGGCGACCCAAUAA